Oldenlandia corymbosa var. corymbosa is the source of this 2502-nucleotide messenger RNA. The record is from the annotation of a GenBank genome assembly. Lineage: Eukaryota; Viridiplantae; Streptophyta; Magnoliopsida; Gentianales; Rubiaceae.
AUGAGCUUAAUUUUUAUGGCUUUGUUUGCGGGUGUUGGAGCUGCUCGUAUGAUAAGUGGUGGUGAUUAUAUUGAUCAAGAUUUGAGGGUAGAUGAUAUUUUUCCUUUGGCUUGUUUACCAUUGUAUGUAUUCCUGUUCAUUGUUGCUAUUCAUGGAUCAUCGGGGAUUAGUAUUGUUCAGGAACAAGAAGAUGGCACUGAUUUGAUUGUUGAGACGAAUGAAUCUAACGUCAGUGGUUAUACCACUGCUUCUCCAAUCUCCAAAGCAAUGUGGCGAUGGAUGAAUCCUUUACUGAGUAAAGGUACAUUCAUUAUGGUUGAUGCACUGCAGCUUGGAGUUUCUUUGGUUCUUCUCUAUGCUUAUACAGGUGGUGCAAUGUUAGUAUCAGUGUUUGCCAUUGUAUCCGUGAUCGUGUUAGCAAUUAGGAUUGCUUGGAAAAACAAUGAGUACCAGUUCAACCUUAUGAUGAACCGUGACUCUAGGAUAAAGACAACCAAUGAACUGGUCAACAACAUGAGGGUCAUCAAAUUUCAAGCAUGGGAACAUUUCAUUGUUAUAGCAGCUCUUACAUUUGUCGUUGCGAUUGCUAUGCACAUUCCACUUGAGGCUGGGACGGUUUUCACAAUAACAACUAUUUUGGAAAUCUUACAGGAGCCCAUUAGAACCUUCCCACAAAAUCUUGUGCCAAUUUCUCAGGCAAUGAUUUCACUAGAGAGGUUGGAUGGGUAUCUAACAAGUUACAAGCUCGAUACUAAAACAGUGGAAAGGGAGCAAGGAUGUGGUGAUGAAUUAGCAGUGGAAAUUUUGGAUGGUACUUUUUCAUGGGAAGAUGAAGGGAAAUCCUCUUUAUUAGCAGCUGCCCUUGGUGAACUUCACAAAUCUUCUGAGAAUGUCAGAGUUUGCGGGAACACUGCAUAUGUGUCACAAACCUCGUGGAUACAAAAUGAAACUAUCCAAGAAAACAUCUUGUUUGGUUCAAAAAUGGAUAAAAAGAGAUAUAGUGAUGUGCUCAGAGCUUGUUCAUUGGAGAAAGACUUGGAGAUUUUCGAACAUGGUGAUCAAACUGAGAUUGGAGAACGUGGAAAAUCUAAUGUUAAUGUGGCUUUGCAGGAAUGUGUACGAGGAGCCCUGAAAGGCAAGACCAUUUUACUGGUAACUCACCAGGUUGACUUCCUGCACAAUGCUGAUCUAAUCAUGGUGAGAGGAACUGUGGAAGUUCUACGACUAGGACUGCAAGGAGCAUUUACUUAUGAUCUCUAUUAUUAUGUGACCUCGUACAAUGUUUCUUCAUUAAGUGAACCUUUCUUGGAUUUAAGCAAACUUAUCAUCGCUACCAUUUCACUAAUUAACCUUGUUUCUCAAGUAAUGCGCGACGGUAAGAUUGUGCAAUCUGGAAAGUAUGAAGAGCUUAUUGAAUCUAGAAUGGAUUUUGGCUCGCUUGUAGCUGCUCAUGAAACUUCUGUAGGCAUUGUGGAGAUGAUAACAAACCAAUAUGAACAACAACCAAACUCGCCUCACCCCAUAACACCUAAAUCCCCACAAAAUCCACCUGGUAAAAGUGAUGCUAAUGGUGAAAACAGGUCUUUUUCAGAGCUAUCCAAUGCUGAUAACGGAAACCCCAAACUCAUUGAAGAUGAGGAGAGGGAAAUUGGACAAGUUAGUAUAGGUGUCUGCAAACAAUAUUGCACCAUUGCAUAUGGAUGGUGGGGAAUAGGAGCAGUCCUCAGUUCAUCUUUGAUUUGGCAGUUAUCUCUGAUGGCAAGUGAUUACUGGUUAGAGUAUGAAACUUCAACAGCUCGCACUUUUAAUGCUUCGUUGUUCAUACAAGUUUUUGCGAUCAUAGCAGUGAUAUCAUGCAUUCUGGGGGGACUCAGAAUGUUUCUUCAAACAUUAUUGGUCUCAAAACAUCUGAGUUUUUUCGAUCAAAUGCUUGAAAGUGUCCUUCAUUCUCCCAUGUCCUUCUUUGAUACUACUCCAUCUGGAAGGAUAUUGACCAGAGCAUCAAAUGAUCAGUUCAACAUUGAUGUACUGAUCCCUUUGUUCUUGGGUCUCACCCUUGCAAUAAUAUGUUGGCUUGUCUCUUUCAUAUGGCUUGCCACUGAAUGUUGUGCUAUCACUAUAUACAUGAGCUAUUUAGUUGAGAACCGAAUGGUUUCAGUUGAGAGGAUAAAACAGUUCACAGUUAUCCCUUCAGAAGCACCGUGGAGAAAUCCCAACUUUUUGCUAUCAUCUGACUGGCCAAACCAUGGUGAUAUUGUAGUAAGCAACUUACAGGUAAGAUACAGAUGGAAUACUCCCCUUGUUUUGAAAGGAAUAUCACUUAGCAUACAUGGAGGAGAAAAAAUUGGCGUUGUUGGCUGGACAGGGAGUGGAAAAUCUACACUCAUCCAGGUUUUCUUCAGGCUUGUGGAACCUUCAGCUGGGAAGAUUGUUAUUGAUGGAGUUGACUUUUCCAAUCUCGGCCUUCAUGACCUUCGAUCUCGCUUAGGAAUCAUUCCUUAA